Trematosphaeria pertusa is the source of this 1593-nucleotide messenger RNA. RefSeq lists its product as uncharacterized. Bases 18 to 1430 code for a protein of 470 amino acids. Gene Ontology annotation, cellular component: membrane. NCBI's taxonomy places the organism in Eukaryota, Fungi, Ascomycota, Dothideomycetes, Pleosporales, Trematosphaeriaceae. The transcript is spliced from 2 exons. Gene Ontology annotation, molecular function: amino acid transmembrane transporter activity. Gene Ontology annotation, biological process: amino acid transmembrane transport. The record is from RefSeq and is a predicted model, not a curated record.
GUCUCGUCAACAACUCCAUGGCCGAGAUGGCUACCUACAUGCCCGUCACCGGCGGAUUCGUCCGAAUGGCGGGUAGGUGGGUUGAUGAAGCUCUUGGGUUCAUGGCAGGGUGGAACUUCUUCUUCUACGAAGCUCUGCUCAUUCCAUUCGAAAUCACAGCUCUCAACCUGGUGCUCGGCUUCUGGAGAGACGAUAUCCCGGUCGCGGCAGUUUGUGCGGCCGUGAUCGUACUAUAUGCGUUAUGCAACAUUCUUGCUGUGCAGGCAUACGGCGAAGCCGAAUUCUGGCUAUCCGGUGGCAAGGUGAUCCUGAUCAUCAUGCUUUACUUCUUUACCUUUAUCACCAUGUGCGGUGGCAAUCCAAGGCAUGACGCCUACGGCUUCCGUUACUGGAGAGAACCCGGGCCAAUGGCCGAAUACCUUGCGACUGGCGACAAGGGCCGUUUUGAAGGCUUCCUCGGCGCGCUCUGGGCUGCUUCCUUCUGCAUCGUUGGCCCCGAGUAUAUUUCCAUGGUCAGCGGUGAGGCUAAACGCCCGCGAACCUAUAUCAAGAACGCUUUCAAGACCGUCUACUGGCGCUUCGGAGCUUUCUUCAUCUUGGGCGCUCUGUGCGUUGGCAUCGUCAUCCCGUACAACGACCCGACUCUCGUGGACAUCCUGACUGGCAACCAGGGUGGCUCUGGCACUGCUGCGGCCUCUCCCUACGUUAUUGCGAUGAAGAACCUCGCUAUCCCUGUCCUACCUCAUAUUACAAACGCCCUUCUGGUAACUAGCAUCUUCUCUGCGGGCAACACCUACACUUACUGCGCGACUCGCAGUUUGUACGGGCUUGCGAUUGAGGGACGCGCGCCGAAAUUUCUCCGCAAAUGCACCCGCAAGGGCGUCCCCAUCUACUGCUUCUGCAUUGUUAUGGUGUUCCCCCUGCUAUCCUUCCUGCAGGUGUCCAGCGGAUCCGCCAAGGUCCUAACCUGGCUGGUUAAUCUCAUAACGGCAGGUGGCUUGAUCGACUUCAUCGUUAUGAUGAUUACCUUCCUGGCCUUUUACAGGGCGUGCAAGGCUCAGGGUGUCGACCGCAAGUCUCUGCCCUAUUGCGGCUGGUUCCAACCAUAUGGUACUUGGUUCGGCUUGGUCUUCCUCAUCUGCGUUGUCUUCUGCUACGGCUAUUCCGUCUUCCUGCCGGGUGCCUUCACGAUUGAGGACUUCUUCUCGUACUACACGAUGCUCGGCGUCGCACCUAUCCUAUUCGUCGUCUGGAAAUUGAUUCACAAGACCAAAGUCAUCCCAGCGCAUGAGGUGGAUCUCGUUUGGGACGCCCCUCUGAUCGAUGCGUAUGAGGCCUCGUUCAUUUCUCCUCCAGUCGGUUUCUGGACGGAGAUGCUUCAGCUUGUCGGCUUGAAGCGAAACAUCGAAGUCGACAAGAGGGCUGUUUAGGCGCGCACGGCAAGAGUUGGGACACUAGCAUGUGCAUGGAAUUUGUACAUCAUCUGUACUACAUUUGGGUUUACAAGAUCGAGUAGGAGCUAUGAGGUUUUUGAGCGACGGCCUAUCGACAGCGGACGACGACUCAUGAUUGCAAUGAGAUACCCACAUUCAC